Messenger RNA from Cyprinodon tularosa, 1348 nucleotides. RefSeq lists its product as uncharacterized. NCBI's taxonomy places the organism in Eukaryota, Metazoa, Chordata, Actinopteri, Cyprinodontiformes, Cyprinodontidae. The record is from RefSeq and is a predicted model, not a curated record. Bases 139 to 1278 code for a protein of 379 amino acids. The transcript is spliced from 4 exons.
GCAUCAAAUACAGAGUCAUCUGCUGGAACAUCAUCUUCAACGGACACUAUUAUCCUGCCUAGACAGAGAAGCACCACUGAACGAUGUCAGCAAUGGCCAAAGCAGUUUCCCAUUCCACAGUUUGCAUAUGAGACUGAGAUGUGCCUUGAAAGAGCCGAUGAAGACCACAGAAAGAAUGGAACACUUCUGACUGCCUCAAAGGUCAAAGCAGACAUAUUGGAGAAGCUGGCUGAAACUAUAUAUAUGUAUACAGCUUAUCCAUCAAGUGCACAGAUAUGUGAUGUUGCUGAGGCACUUGUCAAUAAAUAUCCUUGUCUGAAGGAACCUGGCUCCUUCUCAGGCUACUAUGGCUGGCAACAACGCCUCAAAUACAAGAUGGCAAAUUAUCGUACCAAACUCAGAGGUUACGGAGUUCCUGAGGUGAUGUGCAAUGCCUUCAAACGCAAGAGCCCUGGGGACCAAAAAUCUGCAAAGAAUGUGAAAAAGCCUCGAAAAGCAGAAGUAAACUACCUCCCACCUUACCCAGCAGGAGAGGAUGAGGAAAGUCAAGAACAGGAAAGGAUACAGUUGCUGACUGAAGUAAGGAAAAGAGACAACAACAAAUUGAUCAAAGAAAAGAUGGCCAAAACAUUUGCACACCGAAGAAAUGAUAUCGUUAACCAAUCACCUGCCAUAGAGGACAUCAAAGCCAGAUGGCCAGCUCUAUUCGAGGCAUCUAAUAUCGAGGAUGAGUUUCACAGAAUUACAACGGUGCACCUGGAAUCGAAGUUCAUGUCCAAGCUGGAUGAAUACUCUCCCAGGCUUCUGAACCUCUUCCACUCAAAGGGUGGGACCAUGGGAUUAAGGUUGCAGACUAUCCUACUGAAGGCUCCUAGCAAUCCUAACAUCAACAUAACCAGAGACAUUGUCAUCCGGUGUCUGAUGUUGUACCUUGGGGAAUCUGCCGAUCAGCUCUUUAAAGAGUAUGAUGAUGCAGAUGAAGACAGUGUGGCACAGGACCUUGCUGUACAAAGGAUGAAAAUUUACAGCAUCCAGAGUAAUCUGUCAGAGGGUACAGAGGACAUCGGAAUCGUGAUAGAUGGUACAAAGGUUCUGACCGCUCUGGGUAACUUUCCAAGAGCUUGUGCCAUGCUUGUUGGUUUGACGUAUGCAGUGAAUCUUGCUUAUCCCAAGGAGCUCAGGUACACUUUCGAAGCCUUUCAGAAACUCUUCCUGGAGCUGGACUGUUCAAAGCUUUCUCCAAAAGUGAACAGCCUCAAGAGCAAGCUACUGGCUUAAGAAAGGGAGCCUAAAUACACUGGUGUGCUCAGUUAUUCUGUGUGUUCAAGUGAUUUAAGUGUUCAAGUUU